AUGGCCUCGGAGCUGGCCAUGAGCGCGGCCGAGCUGCCCAGCAGCCCGCUGGCCAUCGAGUACGUCAACGACUUCGACCUGAUGAAGUUCGAGGUGAAGAAGGAGCCGGCCGAGGCGGAGCGCUUCUGCCACCGCCUCCCGCCGCCGGGCUCGCUCUCCUCCACGCCGCUCAGCACCCCGUGCUCCUCCGUGCCCUCCUCGCCCAGCUUCUGCGACGCCAGCCCCGGCGGGCAGACGGCAGCCGGCCUGGGAGCCCCGACGGGAGGUCCCGGCGGCGGCGGCGGCGGCGGGGGCCACCCCAACGGCGGCCACCACAACCCCGCGCCCGGCAAGGCGGCGCAGCUGGAGGAUCUCUACUGGAUGUCGAGCUACCAGCACCACCUCAACCCGGAGGCGCUCAACCUGACCCCCGAGGACGCCGUCGAGGCGCUCAUCGGCGCCCCGCACCACGCCAACAACGCCAACGCCGCCGCCCACCCCCACGGGCACCCCCACGGGCACCACGGCGGCCCGGGAGGCUUCGACGGCUUCCGAGGGCAGCCCUUCCCGGGCGAGGAGCUGGCGCCGGGCUCCGCGGGGGCGCACCCGCCGCUGGGCCCCCACCACCACCAUCACCACCACCACCACCACGGGGCCGGGGGCGGCCACCACCACCACCACCACCCGGCGCACCACCACCACCACCACCUGCAGGCGCGGCUGGAGGAGCGCUUCUCCGACGAGCAGCUGGUCUCCAUGUCGGUGCGCGAGCUGAACCGGCAGCUGCGCGGCUUCAGCAAGGAGGAGGUGAUCCGCCUGAAGCAGAAGCGGCGCACGCUGAAGAACCGCGGCUACGCCCAGUCCUGCCGCUACAAGCGCGUCCAGCAGCGGCACAUCCUGGAGAACGAGAAGUGCCAGCUGCAGGGCCAGGUGGAGCAGCUGAAGCUCGACGUGGCGCGCCUGGCCAAGGAGCGCGACCUCUACAAGGAGAAGUACGAGAAGCUGGCCGGGCGCGCCUUCCCUCCCAACGGCCCCAACGGGCCCCGGGAGCCCCCGCCGCCGCCCCCGCCGGCCCCCGCCAAGCCCGCGGACUUCUUCCUGUGA
Protobothrops mucrosquamatus (brown spotted pit viper) is the source of this 1083-nucleotide messenger RNA. It is a transcript of the gene MAFA, whose product is annotated as MAF bZIP transcription factor A. Gene Ontology annotation, biological process: regulation of transcription by RNA polymerase II; retinal rod cell development. Gene Ontology annotation, molecular function: DNA-binding transcription factor activity, RNA polymerase II-specific; RNA polymerase II cis-regulatory region sequence-specific DNA binding. Gene Ontology annotation, cellular component: nucleus. The record is from RefSeq and is a predicted model, not a curated record. NCBI's taxonomy places the organism in Eukaryota, Metazoa, Chordata, Lepidosauria, Squamata, Viperidae. The transcript has a single exon. Bases 1 to 1083 code for a protein of 360 amino acids.